CGACUUGAUUUGUGUCGUUUUCUUGUUUUUCUUGUUUUCUUUCCCAAGGGCACAUAUGCCCCGCCCAUUUCACUGCACGGCGGAGCUCUUGUGCCACGCCCAUUUUUGAAAUCUUAUAAGCGGUUGCCUUCGGUGACAUUCCUCUUAUCUCCUGAAAACGAUCGCUUGUGUUGUAAUCGAAACGUCGUGUUAUUUUUUAAGAGAUAUUUAUUUUAUUUUAUAUGUUUUACUGCCAGUACGCCGUCGCAGGUUUAGAACCAGGCUACCUACCUUAUAGACUGCCAGUACGCUCACUCAGUUUUAAUAACCAUUGCUCCAGUCUACAUUCUAGACUGCCAAUAGGCUCACCAAGCUUAAAAACCAGGCUACAGUCUCCAUUAUGGACUGCCAGCACGCUCACAGAGGUUAAGAACCAGGCUCUAGUCUACAUUAUAGGCUGCCAGUCCACUCAUCAAACUGAAUAACCAGGCUACAGUUUACAUUAUAGACUACCAGUACACUUACUCCGAUUAAGAACUAGGCUACAGUCUACAUUGUAGAAUGCCAGUACACUCACCACACUGAAUAACCAAGCUGCAGUCUCCAUCAUAGACUGCCAGUACACUCACUCCGAUUAAGAACCAGGCUACUGUCUACAUUCGUGUUUUUUGUUCAUUAUUAUUUUCAUAACAUUUUUUAAAUUCACUUCAUUAUUUAUUAUUAUUUUAUUCUAUCUACGUGACUUUACCGAAAGAACCAAAAUAUUAAUACUACAAUGGUGAAUCGUCACAUGGCGCGAACACUAUGCACAGCAUUACUGCUUGUGGAGUCUGCCGAGGAAAAACUGUGGCAAUGAAGAUCAACAUCGUACUUCUCGCAGUCACAUCCAUUGUGAUUGCGAGCUAUCUACUCCAUAUGUACACUCACCGUACCAAUGUACAGACUGUGACGGUGUGGGGAGCUUCCAUCCUGUGGAAUGGCACUUUUGACCAAUCAUACGUGGACCGGCUGUACGCGAGGCGUGAGGUCACAGUGGGCAUCACCGUGUUCGCCAUUGGACGCUACCUGGACCUGUUGCUGAAAAACUUCGUGGAUUCGGCCGAGCUGCACUUCUUCGUCGGCUACAGCGUGACCUACUACGUCGUGACAGACCAACCAUCGCGUAUACCCAACCUCUUGCUAGCACCCAAGAGAAUGCUCGUUCCUGUCAAGGUGGAAAAGCGCCCACGCUGGCAGGACAUCUGCAUGGAUCGCUUCAAGAUCAUCAAUGGGCUUGUUGAGACGACCGUGAAGGAGGAGUAUGUUUUCUGUUUCGACGUGGAUCUGCUGUUCACAAACCGCUGGGGUCCCGAAGUUCUGGGCAGCACCGUGGUCGUCCUCCACUCGUGGUUCUUCAAUUUGGACCCAGCGAUGUUCACCUAUGAGCGCCGGCCAGAGUCUAUGGCCUACGUUGCGAACGGAGAAGGAGACUUCUACUACCACGCGGCCGUGUUCGGUGGCCGCAGGUCACAUAUGAAGAACGUCACGCACAACAUUUUCCAGGCAAUCACUAAAGAUCGCAGUGCUGAGAUUGAAGCCAUCUGGCACGACGAAAGUCACCUGAACCGCUAUUUUAUCGACAACAAGCCGAGUAAAAUAUUAUCUCCAGAGUACUGCUGGGACGAGGAGGCCACUAACGCGGCCAUUAAGGUGAAACGCUUGAUCUGGGUUCAUAAAGAUAACGAUGCUCUCCGAGAGAACCCAUAGCCUCACCGCCAGUGAGCCUAGCUAUAUAGCGGCAUAGGUUUUGCCGUGUGGAACUCCUUUUGCACCGCAUGUCGCCAACUGUACUAAUUGGAGGUGUGGUGGAAGGACAACAAACUUAAACACAAAAAUCAGUUCGAAAAUGUUCAAUAUAUGUGGGUGUGUGGGUUUCUACUGUAUGUAUGUAUGCUGAACUCCUUUCUCACCAUACGUAGCCAUCCGCACUAAUCGGAGGUAGGAUAGAUCUGUAUGAGAAGGAUCAGAAGUGUAUUUCCCGAGUGGAGCCCAUUGAGCUAAAAAGACUAGUUAAGUCAACAUUAUCAUCAUCAUCAGCCAGCCAUGAUCAAUUAAUUGUUGAAUGAAGGCACUCUGAAGCCAUAUGUAGCUAUCCUAGAUCAUGCAAAACGUUUGCACAAUUUUAUCGUGCGCAUUUAGCCGUCCACUCUACUUUUUCAGACGUUUAUUUCUCACUCAGUAAAACCCAUGUGCUACGAGGAUCUUACUCAAGAACGACUCGGCAGGCAGAAAACAUCAAAGCAUUCCACGCAAUUAAAGAUUGAAAUAAAGUUAAUUAAAAUAACAAUAAUACAUGAUAAAAGUAUGCUGUUGCAUUUGUCCUUAUGUCCGUCAACUAAAUUAUAAGAGCCUUUCAGAAGGCCUGAAUCAAAAAGUUUUAGAAAGUGGACAACCCCUCCCAAAUAUAUGUAUAUUUCUAUAACUUUUGUAGGCAUAUGUGCCUACACACCCUACAUACAAUAUAGUGAGAUGUAUCUGCACACAUGGGGGGGGGGGCUGUUGUAUAUGACGGAUUAUGAAAUUUUGAUUAAGAAAAUGAAAAUAUUAAAAAUGCCUAAUUUGCAUACAUUAUGCUAAUGUUUAAAAUUAUCUGCAUAAAUUAUGAUAAUCACUGAGAUGAUCGUAUUAAUGUAUGCGAAUGCUUGUAAUUAUGUUAAUGUGUGCAGUUAUGAUAAUUAUACUUAGCUUCGUUAUCCAGAGUUGUAUCAAUCAGGAUAAAACGAUUAUCUUUGAUUAAACAUUUAUUGAUUAUCUUAGUGUGUUUAUAUUAUGUUAGGUCUCCAAAUUCAUAUCUCAACGCAGGAUACAGUUCUUAUAAAUAAGAGUUUUGCAUGGACUUGGAAAGAAACACCCACCCACUUGUGUUAAGCAAUUUUAAUUCUAAACAAACAUAUGACACUAAUAUGCAAAGGCGAAAGCAUACAUCAAUAGAUUCAUCGGCAAGAUUAUGCAAUUAACAAAAAUGAAUGACUAAAACACUUCUUAUUCAUGUAACUCGACGGCAGCAACUGCUUUGCAUGAUCAGUUGAUAUUGAACGCACCACCUUGAAAUGGCAACCCUUUUUGAAACACAAAGAUAACUUUUUGAAAGUCUUAUUCGUGUGUGUCCUGUGUGUGCGUUGUCCCCUUGUAAAAUUAAUAUUUUAAGUAGAGGAAGGGCGCUGUGUCGGACCUUGUGGGGUGGGGGAGGGGAUACAACCAGCGGCCAGAAAGGUUUCCUCUCGCUUGGGCGUGGCCGCAGCGAGCCGGUCCUGCUCCCUCGCUCGGGCGUGU
Molecule: messenger RNA, 3291 nt
Organism: Lethenteron reissneri (Far Eastern brook lamprey)
Lineage: Eukaryota; Metazoa; Chordata; Hyperoartia; Petromyzontiformes; Petromyzontidae
Product: N-acetyllactosaminide alpha-1,3-galactosyltransferase-like
Biological process (GO): carbohydrate metabolic process
Cellular component (GO): vesicle; membrane; Golgi apparatus
Molecular function (GO): hexosyltransferase activity
Source: RefSeq, a predicted model, not a curated record